This is a messenger RNA of Postia placenta MAD-698-R-SB12, 654 nucleotides long. RefSeq lists its product as hypothetical. NCBI's taxonomy places the organism in Eukaryota, Fungi, Basidiomycota, Agaricomycetes, Polyporales, Adustoporiaceae. The transcript has 7 exons. The record is from RefSeq and is a predicted model, not a curated record. The annotation marks the transcript as partial.
AGUAACACCACAGUCCAUGUCUCCGGGAUGUACGGUCGCUGUGAAGAAAUGAUCAACACUCUGGAUCCGAUAAAUGCGAGAAGCGGGACACCCGUACUUGCGUACGGAAGGGGGACAUUUGGUGAUUCCACUGUGCUCAAGAGGUCCACCCAUCAAGAUUAUCAAGAUUGUGGUAAUGAAUCAUCACAAUUUAUGUGGAAUAUCCUCUUAGUUGCGGCAACAUGGUAUUACCUUAGCCGUACAAGCUCCGUAGCAGAACAGCUGGUACGUGGUGUUUGGGCUGCAAGGCCCGGUCUCACAACCGUCCUGUUUUGCGAUGGUAUUUUGUACUUCGUGAUGAUGAGCAUCUCGAUUUCCCACUUCCUCACCUGCAUCCGCGAAGCCGCAGAAUACCCAAUACGGGGAUUCAGCUCCCAGUCCCUGUCCUUCAUCGACUCGCAAGGCAACUCUGGCCCACGGCCUUGGCUAUCCAGCUUAGAGUUCGCCGACAUCGCCAGCGCAUCUGGAGGAGAUAAUGACGCAUAUGCUUUAUUUGAUCUUGAAGACGACAUGGAUCCGAGAGCUGAAGAUAACGCAAUUGAGGAGAGCAAUGAUGGAAUAGAGCUAGAGGAAUUCGCAACCGCUAUCCAUGUCGUCGAUAAAUGCAUGUCCUGA